AUGGCUCUCUGGGUGAACUCAUGGCAAUUCUGCGGGCCUAUGAUUCGGGUGCCAAGGAACGCGGGUGGUCGGCCCGGCGUUGCCAUCAGCCAACACCAGGCCGUCUCAGAGUUUUUGGCUGAAUCUGAAGAUGUCUUUGAGACGGCUGCGAGUGCGAUGAUCGUUUUGACAGGCAGCUUUUACAUGUGGAACAACCUCCAGUUUGGCAACGCACAAGAUGCCGAGAUUGAAAGGGUGGUGAGGGAGCUUUUGCAGCCUUUCCAGCCCGCAUUUGAAGAGGAGAUGGCUGUUGAAAGGGAGGUUACGAAGACGUUGAGACAGGGCUUCGCAGAAUGGAAAGGGCAUGCCACCAUCAUCAGUGGCCGACGGGGCUCAGGUAAGACUUGGGCGUGGCAAUCGGCUCUGAAGAACGCCCCGGGCGUCGCAGUGGUUUCAAUGUCAGCAGGGCAAGUGCCCAGAGAGGCCAUUGCAGCAGAGUAUGGCAUCGACUUUUGGGCUUUCAAGGAGGUCCUGAAGCAGAUCAAGAUGAAGCUGGCGCAAACUGAUGGUCUGCUGGAUGUGCCUGUAAUAGUGCUGGAGGUCCAGCAUGCGACGCGAAGGGUUGUGGAAGGCAUCCAUUCCUUCGCAAAGGCGCUAUCGUCUGAUGAGCAGUUGGCUCAUGUGGUUGUUUGUGAUGCAGGGCUUGUGGCGCCCUUGUUCAUGCUGUGGGGCCACCAGGGUGCGCAAGUCUGGGUGGGAGAGUUGUCCCCAGCAGAGGCAAGAGCAUUAUUGGACAAGCAAGGCUGUCCAGAGAAGGAAUUGCAAAGAUACAUCGACUUCUGCGGAUUCUACGCAGCAGAUUUGGCCAGUGCUGUGGAAGGGACCCUGGAAGAUCUGUGCGUGCGACGUUGGGAGGUCGCCAGAGGCGAAGUGGCCCGCUUCAGGCGUUUCAAAGAUUUGUCAUGUGUCCAGAGUUUCAAUGGAGCCGAGCUGCUCAACGCACUCCGUCUGGCGCCAGGCGCACAGCAGCUCUAUGGCUACAGCUGCUACAAGGUGAUCAGUUGGAUGGAACAGAACGACUGUCAUGCUGUGGUAUGGCAUCCAGUGAAUCUUACUUACUCCUUUGCCUCCGAAAUUCAUCGCCGAGUGGCGGAGGUUCCGGAGCCACCAGCAGUGGCUGCACUGGAGGAGGAGCUCCCUCCCAAUGACCCCGAACUCGACGCAGUUUGGGAUUCCUUCUUCCCAGCUGUGCCAGUACCAGAAGAGGCACCGGAGCAUCCGGACCUGCCGCCGGCAGCGCCCGCAGAGGCACCGCCGGCGGAGGAAGUGCCGGCCGUGGAGGAAGCAGGGCCUGUGAAGGGGCAGGAUGUGACAUCCAUGAGUCGAAGGGAACGUAUUCGGCUCCUCGAACGCGAGGAAGCGCUGCUGACCCAAGUCGAUGCCCAGUUCGCACAGCAAGAGGCAGCAGCCGCAGCAGUUCCCCCGGCCCCGGCCGAGACGGAGAACCAGGACAGCGCCCAGCUGGCAUUGGAUGCGGCCAACGCGCUCCACGAACACCUCCAGGGCAUCACCGGCGAUUCCGGUGACCACGGCAGCGACGACCGCGCGGCGGCGCGGAGGGAGCGCAUCGCGCAGCUGGAGCGAGGCGUGGCGGGAGAACGCUUCGUGGAAGACGAGACAGAGAGCACGGAGAAGAGCGACGCCCACUGGCUCGACGCCCGGCGCCAGCAGCGCAAGACCCGGCUGCGGCAGAAGGCGCGGGGCGAGGUCGUGUCGCCUGAGGUGGAGAUCAACACGCUGCUGCCAGAAGAUGCAGUGGAAGGCCUGGCCAACGAUUCUCAGCAUGAGGCCGCCUGCAAGUGCUUGGCGCGACAAGCGCAUCGCUUGAGCACAGAGCGGUUGCUGAGAGCGGUGGAGCUGUUGCUCCUUGGCGGAUGCAGCGAUGAGGAAGGCCGCGCCCUCACAUCCGCGGCCGCCGAGGCCAUUUUGGGCAGUCUGGCCACGGCCAUGGGGUCCUUGUCCUUGGAGCAGUUGAUGAACUGCUUGAAACUCAUGGCACUCACCGGGCAGCAGGAGCAAACCACUCUGGACAUGCUGUUGGCUCAGCAAGUGUCGGAGUUCAAGGACCAUGAGCUCGCAGGCCUGGGUGCCAGCUUUGUCUUGAACUACACGGACGAUGUCCUGCGACGGCUGGUGAUCCGACAGGCCGCAACGCUGCAAGCGGGUCUGGCCAGUGAGGGGCCGAGGACACAUUCCUUUGCAUUCAUCGCCAGCUUGCCGGAUGAAAGCAAGGACUACCUCUUGAAGUUGAAGAUGAUCCGUCAGGAGGCAGCUGCCAGAGCUGUUCUGAGUAGUGCGACUUCGGUCCAUUUCUACGACACUGGCGAGUUGCCUCCACGGAUCUCCAACAAAGACAGCCUGGCGGAGAACGAUGACGUGCCGCUGGAAAACUCCGUCGACCUGGAAGUGCCAGGUAUCAGGGCCAUUCACGCGUUCUUCCGCAAGCGUCCGGCCUCCGCCCCCGUCUCCCGGGCUGGGGCUGUGCCGGCGGCGCUCCACAUCAAGAGCUUGGAGUUGGGCGCAGUCGCCAGGCCAGCCACUCCUUCCAGUCAUGGCCUGCCAUCGGGCUUAGCGCGGCGCCGCCGAAACUUGGCUCGGAGGAGUUUGUCCGCUACACCUGGCGUCGCGGCAGAUCCGAAACCUCAGGUCGAAUUGGGCCCCAUGCUGCAGCUGCUUCCCAGCCCCCCUGCGCCCAGAGCCGGUCGUGAGGGCUUCCCAAGGCGUGUUGGCUGGGCACAAGUCUGGAACCCUGAGGGACGACCACAGAUGAAACCCGUGAAGCUCACACUGCGCUAG
Molecule: messenger RNA, 2835 nt
Organism: Cladocopium goreaui
Lineage: Eukaryota; Dinophyceae; Suessiales; Symbiodiniaceae
Source: the annotation of a GenBank genome assembly